AUGGAGAAUAGUCCGCCUCUGAGGAUCCUCGAUGAGGUGUCAGACGCAGAUUCUGACCUUGAGGAGCUUCAAGGAGAUAUCGCGAAGUUUGAUGAAUCCGUCAGAGAAUUCCUCGCGUCGCAGAGAGGAACAUCAGAUGUUCCCAGACUAUCGCGUGGUACAUCCAGGGGCAGAGGGCUGCGAGGCCCGCGCAAAGCAGCGAAGCCGAGAGGCGACAUCACAGCCAGGCUCUCUAAAGUUAAUCAGGCAUUUUUAAGUGGCGAUUAUGAACAAGCCAUGGACCUUGCCUUCGAGGUCAUCAGGAUCAACGCGGAAACACAUCAAGCUUGGACGGCUCUCGCUUCGAUUUUCAGAGAGCGCGGUGAAAUAGACAGAGCUUUAUCAGCAAUGGUGUAUGCAGCUCAUCUUCGGCCAAAGGAUGUAUCGGGGUGGCUUAGAUGCGCCUCGUUUGCAUUGGAUUCCAUUACUGGUGAAGAUGAUGAGCCCGGAAAUCUGCACACCGCUCGACUCUGCUAUUCGGCAGCUGUUAGAGCAGAUCCUACAAAUAUUGAAGCUCGUCUCAGUAAAGCUGAUGUAUGUCAUAGACAAGGCCAUCUCUCUGCUGCCAUCACGGAGUAUAAUACUGUUCUCAAACGACGUCCAUACGAGCUUGACACCAUACGGAAACUUGCUGAGGCAUGUAUCGACUCGAAAAACGCAGCAACUUUGAUGCCUUCCGCCAUAAAUGCGUAUCGACAUUAUUUUGACCAUGCAAUGAGAGAAAUGCAGCAUGAAGCUCAAGAUAUGCUCUGGCACGAUGUUGGAAUCUAUGUGGGACUCCUUGCCCAGGUGGAGAGAGUUCAAGAAGCGAUUUCAGAGUUGAAACGACUUUCAAGAUGGCUGCUUGGACGCUCUGCCGAAACGUUUUGGGACAACUGGCGAGAUGACGACAGAGAAUGGGAUAUACUAGACAAUCGGCGUGUAUCCGUUCCAGAAUUCUCUCAUCUUGGCACCAACUCGACACAGUUUGGACAGUCCCUGCCUUUAGACCUCCGCGUCCGACUGGCGACAUAUCGACUUAGGAACGGUGAUUAUUCAGAGGCCAUGAAACACUUGGAUCACUUGGAUCCGGACGAUCCAUCCACCACAGCUUUUGCUGACGACUUUACGUUCUUGAUAUACGACCUGGGUGUGGAAUUGGGCAAAAAUGGCCAAGCAUCAAGGGCAAUCCGGUACUUUGAACUGUUGCGCUCUAUGCCUGGGGACCCUGACGCUGCGGUCUUAUUGCAGCUAGGACGAUGCUACCUGGAUACUGGAGAGUCUGCAAUGGCUGAGGAGUACCUAUUAGCCGCACUAGAUGCCGACGAAGACAACAUAGAUGCUCGCAUUGAACUCGCAAAUAUGUAUGAGAAAGUUCGAGAGGAUGAGGAAGCUUUGAUAUUGGCGGCUGAAGCUUUGGCUCUUCGUGGAGUCCAAGACCAGGAUCAUUUCAUCAAUGAUGCUGACAUAGGCAAGGUCCGAAUCCGACCCUCCGCCAGCCGUAAGCAACGAGACUUACAGAGACGAUUUCAAGGGGGUGAUAACGCAGACAGAUCAAAUCUGAUAGGUAAUGGAACCAGGCGGCCAGCCAUUCCUAGAAGACAUCGGUCAAAAAAGCUCGCCGGCCCUGACAGACGUCAAGAAGACGAACAAAUACGUGCCCUCAAACUUUCUCAACAGUAUGCUAUUGUACGGGAUUUAAAACAACGCAUUUCAGAAGGUCAUAAGGAGUUGAUACCUGAUUGGAUGGCAUCUUCCAAGGAACUAGUCGAUGACUUCAGGUCUCUGAAGCGAUUCUACAGCUGGGACAACUAUUUGCGCUUUCUUGGGUCGAAAGUUUUAAUGCAUAAGUCAAGCGCAAACCAGCCAGAGACCGAACUCUCCCAAAUGUACCAAAGAUUGACACGUUCAAUCGCUCCACCAUCUGAGCAAUCUAGCCACACAUCGGCUAUUCCUAGUCUUGCAACCCAUCAAGGCAUUUCAUUCGAUGAUUGGUUGGAUUUAUUUCUCGACUAUGCUAUUGGUUUGGCAAUUGCUCAUCGGCGACAAGAAGCGUACCAAGUUUGUCAAGCCGCCAAAGACUCCACCGUUUUCCAAUCUUCAAAGCACGGAUUCAUCAUUCAUGUGGCGUGGAGCGUAUGUGCAAUCUACACCAACGACGAAGAACGGUGUGUGGCAAUUGCGCGGCAUUUGAUGCGCGAUGGGGCAACCACCGAUUCUUAUCGAAUGUUCUCCUUGCUAUCGAUGCUUUGUCAGUCACCUGCGUCUUGGUAUACAUCAGGACCAGCGCAAAAGUAUAUUUUGCGCCAAAUAAAAGCCAUUGAUGUCAGCCAUGAGGCUGCGGCUGUGCGCCGGGGAGGCACGGGGGAGAACGAAGAGGCAGGUGAUCUUACUAGUUUGGACAUCGACAUAUGCCUUUUGAUGCUCUAUGGUCAUAUUCUUUUCACUUCUACUAGUUAUUCUUACUCAUUGGGUUACUUCCUUCGGGCGCGCUCACUGGAUCCCACUAAUGCCAUGAUAAAUCUUAGUCUCGGGCUAGCCUAUGUGCACUACGGGUUGAAGAGACAGUCGAGCAAUCGUCAGUAUCUGAUUUUGCAAGGCCAGUCAUUUUUGUCGCUCUAUGCUCGACAACAUACUAACGGCGAUGACUACGCAUUGGCUGAACGUUAUUAUAAUAUGGGUCGCCUUUUCCAGCUGCUUGGAAUCGGUUAUCUGAGCUCAGCUUAUUAUGCCAUGGCUCUAGAUAUAUGUAAAAAUGGAGGAGGCUCCAGGGAUCUCUCAGCCCUCAUUUUGGCGAACACACUUAUCUCACUUCUGACUGUUGGAAACAAUGAUGUUGCCUUAUCGGUACUGAGAAACAAUUUGAAACUCUAA
Molecule: messenger RNA, 2892 nt
Organism: Metarhizium brunneum ARSEF 3297
Lineage: Eukaryota; Fungi; Ascomycota; Sordariomycetes; Hypocreales; Clavicipitaceae
Gene: sfc4
Product: Transcription factor tau subunit sfc4
Biological process (GO): transcription by RNA polymerase III
Cellular component (GO): transcription factor TFIIIC complex
Molecular function (GO): protein binding
Source: RefSeq, a predicted model, not a curated record